AUGGACCCCGAGAGCGGCUCGGCCGCAGAGCCGGGCGCCCUGCCAGGGCUGCCCACGGGGGCCUCCAGGACGGCGGCGCCGUCCGUGAUCCAGCGCGUGUUGCAAGCGCUCAUCGAGCGGCUGGGCCUCAUCGUCGGCGCGGUCACGAAGGGCAGCCAGCGCAGCAUCGGGGUGGAGAACCGGUUCUAUUUCGACAAGGCCACGCAGCAGUGGAAGCUGGAGGGCGAGACCGAGCAGGACCGGCUGGAGGCCGAGGCGCUGCGCUUCCACACCUCGAGGGGCAUGUCGUCGGAGGGGCGGCAGCGCCGCCAACCACGUCGUCUGACACGAGCCGAGGAGGCGCACCUGGCGGCCGCGGCGGCGCUGCCGCCGCCCCCGACGGGGGGGCCCGUCACGACGGCCCGGAAUGCCGGCGCCCCCCCCGGGCCUUCCUGGGCGGACGCGGCGCUGUGCCACCCCGUGGAAGCGCCUGGCGGCCUGGGGCUCGCCGCGGCCCGCCGCCUGCCCCUCGCCCUUCGGCGCGCCGGCGGCGGCGCCGCCGCUGCAGUCCCCCUUCGGCCGCCCGCCCGCGCAGGCGGCCGCACCCGCGGCCCCGCUGGCGUCCCCCUUCGGCGCCUCCCCUCUGGCGACGCCCUUCGGCCAGGGCGAGCACGGCUGAGAGGUGGCCACCGUGCGGCCCUGCAACCGCCAGCGCCCUCCGCGCGGGUGCGCGACGCGCGGCUGUGUAGGAGCCGCGGGUUGGCGCCGCACGGUGGAGGGCUCGGGUCUGUCGCCGUCGUGUUGCCAGAGACCACAGGGGGUCGGCGAAUUCUUGCCGCGAGUCACCGCUGCCUCUUGCCUCGCCCACCGACCCUCCGCAUUCAGGCCGCGCGCCUCUGGGCCCGCGGCUUGCAGCGGAGCAGGAAAAGAACGUUCGCGGGCCGCGCGCAUCUCUGGGUCUCGUGA
Molecule: messenger RNA, 945 nt
Organism: Prorocentrum cordatum
Lineage: Eukaryota; Dinophyceae; Prorocentrales; Prorocentraceae
Source: the annotation of a GenBank genome assembly